UCCAGUCCAGUCGAGGGGAGGCGUGAGUCGUUGCGGGGAGGGAGGGGGAAGCCUGGGAUCUUCGCCCGGCUGUGCUGUGUGACCGUUGCCGGGCUAUUACUGCUGCUGGUUGGACAUUGAUUCCUCGUUGGGGGGGUUCAUGGUGACACUGCGCACAGUCGAUCGUUCACAUUCCGACCUGCCCGUCCUCGGCACUUGAAGGAGAUUCAUUAAAUUUCAUUCUCAUGUACAACUGCGCUGCCUGGCAGACAUAUCGACUAUAUAGCCUCGCGCUCUGACAUUCGAGCGAGCAUGCAUUAAGACGAUUGCGGCCCGACUGUGCGCGCGCGGACGAGGCAGGCGAAUGUGGAGUUCACCGAGCUCAGCUCAUUCAGUCGUCGUCGACGUUGUGUUUUCAACAGGAAGAAGCGAGUGAGAGAUUUUUGGUCUGAUCUCGACUCUCGUCAGUCAUUCGUUCUGUGAUUUGGCCGGGGACUGUUGGAGGUCGAAGAAUCGGGGUGCACAGUGUACGAUAUGGCCACUGUUCAGCUGGUGAGCAAGGAGGCGUCGGACAUUCUGUCGAAGAAGUUCUCGGACCUGUCGGACGAGCACGAUUACGAUCCCAUCGAGCCCUAUGUCACGCACUUCCACCCUCGUCCCUCCGUCCGAUCGAGGUUCCCGUUCUCUCCGCACCCUCGCCUGCUGCGCGACGACAUCGACGUCUACCCGUCGGCCUUCUGUACCGACGAGUACCUGCAUUAUCUGGAGGAGGAUUCGUACAUCGUGGCCAUGACUCCUCUGCGAGCCGAAACUAUCCUCCAGCUCAAAGCCACUCCGUCCCGUGGCCCCCGACGCGGCGGUCGAGCUGAAAUUAAAAGACUUCGGCAAAAGUAUUCCACUGCCAAUCUCAAACACAAGUUCAUGCAUUUGUGCGGUGCGUCGAAGGCCAUGUUCAGCAGCAAGUACGUCGGGUUGCCUGUUUGAGAUGAAGCCAGUGGCAGGGAUUGGGGGAGGGGAGAAGAGUCAGGCCUCUCGAACGAGUGAGUGAGUGGCUGGCUUGUGUACAGGAAUGGUCGGUCAUGUACAUCGUUGGAUGUCCGAGGGCGACUUUGAGCUCGAUCAACACUGGCUGAUCAGCCUCUUAAUUGAGCCGGCUGUAAGGCCAUCGUAGCUGUAAACAAUGGUUUAGUCAACUGAGUGUGUACAGAGAGAGAGAGAGGGAGAGAGAGAGGUAGUUUCUUCCACGUGGUCGAAUUUUGUGGGGAACUGGCGAUGCGAUUGUUCACGGACAAUGAACACUGCGCUCAUGCUUUCGCUUUCGCUUCGCCGAUGAUGAUGGUCGAUCAUCUAUUCGUUCCAUGUACUUUUUGCGAAACCUCGAGUCCCGCCGAUUGCCUGAAGCGAGCCAUGUCCUUCGCGCAGCAUCGGCUGUGGCCGACGGAAUCCGAUACAAAUUCAUCAUCUUAUUUCCUGCUGCUGAGCUCUUGCAGCGUUGAUUGAAAUCGAUCAAUUUUGAGCGCUUGAAAGAAAGCACACUCUGCCUCAUUGAGCACAGCCUUUUCUUAACUCAUUGCAGUUCUUCUCUUGGUCUACCUUUCCGCCACUGCAAUUGGAGGU
This is a messenger RNA of Marchantia polymorpha subsp. ruderalis, 1596 nucleotides long. The record is from the annotation of a GenBank genome assembly. NCBI's taxonomy places the organism in Eukaryota, Viridiplantae, Streptophyta, Marchantiopsida, Marchantiales, Marchantiaceae.